This is a messenger RNA of Patella vulgata (common limpet), 3683 nucleotides long. RefSeq lists its product as uncharacterized. The transcript has 8 exons. Lineage: Eukaryota; Metazoa; Mollusca; Gastropoda; Patellidae. The coding region runs from base 172 to 846 and encodes 224 amino acids. The record is from RefSeq and is a predicted model, not a curated record.
CUCAUAAUUUCCUUGUAGACGUCGGUCUGGAUGAUGAAGACUUGUUUAUAGGUGUGUUCUAUUCUAUUGUAAAUAAUAUUUAUGACUAAGAUUAUUGAUACACAGGUUGAAGUACAACUAAGUAUUAUCUAAAUACACACAGAGUAGGUCUGACCUGUUUAUCUAAUCAAGAUGGUGUUGAUACAUUUUAAUGUGUUGAUUUCAUCUUUGUGUAUUUUCUGCUUUUUAAAAAAAGUAACGAGUGAAUGUCCACCAGUUGGUGAUUCAGAUGAAACAGUUGUAAAAAUUUAUGAUUACAUCGAUAUGGAAAAUUAUGACAGGAAUUAUUCUUCAUACAAUAAUGAUAGACGACCAUUAGGUUAUGAUAAAGCUACAGUAUAUUUUGAUAAAACAGACCAUCCUGAUCCAUGUAUUAAAGUUACUAACGCUGCUGGUAGAAUGUUUGAAGUCAUGAUUGAAACUGUGCCAUCAACAAAAAUAUGUGUGAAGGAAAGGAAAAUUGAUGAGCCCCUGUGUGAUGAGGGUUUUUUACGUAAAUGUAAUACAGCAGUUGGUAAUACAGUAUACGUGGAAUUAUUAUGUGAUAAUUGUGAAGAAACGGAUGUUGAUAUGUGGUACAGAAUAAGAAUGAGUGAAGUUGGUGAUAACGAUAUUGAAAACUGGUGUUCAGUUCUCGAAACAGAAUAUCCAAGUAAUCUUUUGGUUGGAAAUUUACCGCCAGGAAAAAAUCCAUUUCAAAAGAAAGAUGACGGAGAUAAUGGCAGUUCUUAUGUAAAAGUAAAUUUAAAUGUCAUGGUGUUUUUGGUGAUGAUUGUAUUAGUAAAGAUAAAAUUUUUACUGGAGUAAAUAACCUUGUGUUCAUAUACAAACUGUAUUGUCACUAAGCACAAAAUUAUUUAAUUAUGCACCAGACUACAUUUCAGUUGAAUUGAAAUCAUAUAACUAUGCACAAAACUGCAUGUCAGUCGAAUUCAAAUUUAAUCUUUAUUGAUGAUGGAAAUCCAUAUUAAGUAUUUUUUUAAUAAUUGACAACUUUAAUAACUAUUAGAUAAGCCUACUGUCUUGGUUUAUCAGGGUAUAUUAAUAUACGGGGGGUUGGAUGGCAGAAUGGUUAGCAUGUGCGUGCUGUAUCAUACAGCCUGUCAUUGAUUCAACUGGCGUGGUUUUGAUUCCCCGGUUGUACGUGACAAGGAGUAGGAUCACCUGUCCAACCUCGUGGGUUUUCUCUGAGUCCUCCGGUUUCCUCCCACUGCUAAAGACCCCUACGGGCAAGCGAAUUAAUGAAAUAAAAUUAACCAUAUGUUAGUCCCGAAAUGACCUAGUUUGUGUCGAAUGGACGUUAAACCCCAUUUCUCUCUCUCUCUCUCUCUCUCUCUCUCUCUCUCUCUCUCUCUAUAUUAAUAUACAACGUGUACGUUGUGUCACUGUGCAAUGUAUGCCAUUUAGAAGUAAGUCCCUAAUAUAUAUACCCCCAAUUUUGUACUCUAAAUACAUGUACCUUAUGAAGGGACAAAAUCAAUCUCCUUAUUACAAUAACACUCCUUAUUAUGAUAUAACACUCCUUAUUUACAAAAUCCCUCACCAUGUUCAAAUUGGGAUAAUUGUUUUUAGGAGAUCUCUUUUUAGUUAACCAGCAAAAAUAUAGAAUUGACAACAAAUUGAUACAAAAAUUAAUUCCUUUUUUUUUUUUCUCAACAAAACAUUAAAUUUUUAUAUAUUUACCAAGUUCAAAGUAUCCAACUCCAAGGUUGUUAAUGAGUACAGUAAUAGUUGACAGUAUUUAAUUUAUUCACCAUACAUGUAUUUCACUAAAACAUCGACAAUCACUAGUAUUUAGAGGAAAAUGGCAUAAGUUGUGUAUCUUCAUAUUAAAAUAAAUAUUUGUACGAAAAACUGUAGCACUAUGGCCCUUGAGACAAUUUUGGCUCUUUAUAAAAUUGUCUCUUCAAUUUGGUCUGUAAAGUCAAAUCAUAAGUACUAAAUGAACGUGGUUAUAGUUGUUUGUAAAAAACAGUGAUGUUUUAGUUAAAUUAUAAUCAUUGUCAAAAUAGUCCACAAAUUCUAGCUGUUUAUUGACCUAUGGUCGGUUGACCAAAAAUAGGUAAUGUUGCCUGUCUUGGUUGUGGGAAAUAUAGAGUUUUAUUCCUUAUAUGGCGUGGAAAUUCACGUCAAGGUUAUUAAAGACCUGGGAAAGUAGGGGGUAUAAAUUAGGGUGUAGGGGAGAGCUAGAUUAGAGCUCACCCAGAGAUUCUUACCAGUCAUUAUAUAUUUGAGAACGAGGAACCUGCAAAGUUAUUUCCAGUUUACUAAUAAAGCUGUGAAAUCAUUGUUGCUGUAGUAAUAUUUACGAUCACAAGGAACACAACAAAUAAAGAAGUCCGGUAGUACUACAAAACAUUCAUUCGGAAACCCAAUUAAUAGUGUGUAUCUGUGUUCAGAUGUCUUUACGGAGGAUAUGUGUUUUAAAAAGAUGACAAUAGAUCAUUAAAAAUUUCAAAUUGAAAACAAAUUCUAUAGUAUUGAGAGCCCAUUUGAAAGUAUAAUAUUUUUAUAUAUUUACCAAGUUCAAAGUGUCCAACUCCAAGGCUGUUCUUCAGCCAUUGAAAUAGAUUACUUCAUACAGGUUAUUUCUGAAUUGACAGUUGGAAACAAGUAAAGCCUUCUCCCUGUUUAAAACCCUGCUGUCUCUCUGUUAAACACUCCCCCCUAUGCAAAACCCUUCUCACUGUGUAACCCCCCCCCCCCUCCAUCCUACUCUAUAAUCCCUAUGUGAAAUCAUUCCCCCAAAUUAUUUCCAGAUGGAUCAGCUCACUAUAUAGUUCUAAUAACUUAAAAAAGAGUUUUGUACACAUACAUAUAGUUUCAUGAUCUGAUUUUUUUAUACAUUGAAUUGAUAUUUUAUUUAAAUUUCAUUAAGUAUUUUAGCAGUCGAACUGUAUCUGUAAAUAUAUAGGAUCCUACUAAAAUAUCUGGGGAUUUUAAAUGUUGUUCAGGCCUGGAAACUAAACUUAGUUUUAUUUUUGAAUUGAUUCCCAAUAAUUGAUUUUUUAACAUAACAUUCAAUAAGCUUAUAUCCUAUUUAAAGAAGGCUGGUCCUUUUUGUUUUUAUAAAAUAUCACACAUUGAAUUUAUUGUUAUUGAAUAUAUUUUUUAUGUCAUUCCAAAACUGUUUUUACAUUUACAUAAUUUUGAUUCCAUUGCACAGAUCUUAUAUAUCUAUGGAUAUAUUACUGAUAAACUCAUUAUCUAAUUCCUUUCUUGUGCUCACAAACCUGUUAAAGUUUGAUUAUUUUAGUUUGAAAUGUUGUUACAAUUGUGAUGCAAAUUAGAUAUGUUUAAAAGAAGUACAUGUAUAGUAUAAUUUGUCAUUUUACCUAAUAAUGUUAAUUAUCCGAACAUUGAUAUGUAUAUGUACAUAAAAGUUUUAGAAAAACUUAUAUUAACUUUAUUAUAAAUUAUAUCAACAUUAUCAUAAAUUAUAUCAACUUUAUCAUAAAUUAUAUCAACUUUAUCAUAAAUAUUCACUUCAUUAUUAUUAUUAUUAGUUUGUUUAUUACUCAUUGAUGCAUAAUAUGGUCAAUUUGAUAUUACUUGUUGUGUGCAGUCAUAUCUCCUAAAUUUGUUUUCAUUUUUUUUCGGUGACAAAAUAAAUUGCAAUUUACCAACUUUUUAAAAAUAAUAAA